Molecule: messenger RNA, 744 nt
Organism: Panicum virgatum (switchgrass)
Lineage: Eukaryota; Viridiplantae; Streptophyta; Magnoliopsida; Poales; Poaceae
Product: probable E3 ubiquitin-protein ligase ATL44
Exons: 1
Coding region: 1-744 (247 amino acids)
Source: RefSeq, a predicted model, not a curated record
AUGCCGUCGCGACCACCGUCGACCUCGUCGUCGUCGCUGUUCCCGUCUUCUUCCCCUUCUCCCGGAGCGGCCGCCGCCCACGCUCCCGGCGCCGCGGGUUGCCUCCCCGCCGACCAGCCUUGCUUCGCGGUCGCCGUCUCCGUCGGCGCGCCCUACGCCUCGCGCCACGACUCCGCCGCCGCCACGCCCGCGCGCCCCUGCUGCACCACCACCUCCUACAUCGCCGUCCUCGGCAUCAGCUUCGGCUCCCUCCUCGCCAUCCUGCUCAUCCUCUGCGCCAUCCGGUGGUACCUCGUGCGGCGCUCCGCCACCCGGAACGCGGCGGCCGCCGCCGCCGCCGCGGAGCCGGACAAGAAGCGGUCCACGGGGCUGGACGCCGACGCCAUCGCCGCGCUGCCGGAGUUCGUGUACCGCAAGCAGGAGGCCGCCGACGAGGCCGAGGAGCGCGAGUGCGCCGUCUGCCUGGGCGCCCUGGCGGACGGCGACGCGGCGCGGCUGCUGCCCCUGUGCAUGCACGUCUUCCACCGGGACUGCGUCGACGUCUGGCUCAGGGAGCACUCCACGUGCCCCGUCUGCCGCGCCGAGGCGGUGGCCGUAAGGCCGGCCAGUGAGGGCGCCGCCGGCAAGGAGCAGGAGGCCGCCGGCGGCACGUCUCGAGCGUCCACGUCGGCGGCGUGGCCGCCGCCGCAGGACAGCCUGCUGGCGCUGGACGACGGGGAAAGGGACAUGGAGGCACAGCUCUAG